AUGCUGUAUUCCCGCUCGACUCUGGAGUCAUUUUAUACGGUUCCAGAACCUAACUCAAACCCCAUUUCCAAUACCACCUCUUCCGAUUCCAAGAGGUUUUCACCUGGAAACAGCCAUGAACAACUAUUGCCCCCUAACACACAUCGCCGGGUGAUUUCAAACCCAUUCGAGAUCAUUUAUGAUCCAGAAGUAGCAUCUGUUGGUGCCCAAUUGCCAACUGAUACGAGGUCUCUUGAACGUCUCAAAUCACCAGGAUACUUGGAUAUAGAAAGAACAAUUGACCAAGGCCAUGCUCACCGACGAAAUCGAAGUAGUCAGAUAUUUUCGGCUGAACCAUCCCCAAAAAGCAAGACAUAUAAUGGAGAAGAAACGCUUACUCCUACCACCAGAAUACAGUCGACUCUGCCAGGUUCCAGGAUCCAAGAACACCCAGAAAUUCCACCAGUGGUCACGAUUAUCGGCGACCAGUCUAUCUUAAGACGAGGCAACUCUGUAAUCUCGUCUGGGGCUUCUUUAAGACACCGCAAUAGCAUUCGAAACCGUUCAAAAAUGGUUAAGAAAACCGAUUUGCAGCCAGUUGCUGCCGUUGAUAUCUCUCCACAAACUUCUCCCAAGAGACCAACGAGAAAACUUCGGUUCACCUUCCCUGUAAGACGCCAGAGAUCCUUGAAACGUAACCCCAAUUAUCAACCACUUUCAACUGCCGCUUCAAAAUUUGAAACUGCUCAUGAUUUGUACAGUUACUAUUUCAAUAACGAUGGCCCACGAAUGAUCAGAGAGCUUUUGCCACCAUCCAUGCUUAGCUUUGCAUACUCCAAAUUUGCCAGCAUAAAUCCUACCCUUCAUCUGAGUUUGCGUCGAACCAAAAUGGACAAUACUUUCACUUCCAUAUUCAUCGACGCAAACGACAAAACCCAAAUCUCGGCGCCUAUAGAAGGCACAUUCAAGAAAAACGAUAUCCCAAUUAUUAACGAUCCUGAAGUACAUUAUGACUUGUCUAGAGCAAUCUUUGACAAAUACAGAAAUGCAGUUUUUGCCAACAAGGUGAAAAAUCCAGCAACAUUUUAUGAUAUCUUUCCUGAGGAGGUUGAAAACUCAUUGGUGACUCCUGAGGAUGCAGAGUUCUUUACCACAAAACUAUAUCUCGAAGUUCUUUUGAGGAGAACCGUUGCUGCUAAGAUAAACUAUAGGUUGAAAGGAACCCGGAUGCGCAACUUCAACACUUCAUCAGAUUCAGCAUUUUCACAAGAUUCAGACUCAAAUGGCGAUGGGGGCAAUUUGAACAAACACGAAUCGCUUCCCAAGCUCAGCUCUGAUUCUGGAAAUUCUGAUUCUGAGUCGGUGAACACGGAUGACUUGAUGCAGCAGAAUGCCUCGUUGUAUUCUGGCCUUCUUCCUUCUCCGCAAAUCAGUUAUUCCAGUAAUAUUUUUGGCAGUGAUUUUGACUUGGCUCCAGCUCUUGAAAAGAGGAGCACUACCGCAAGUCCAAGAGCUAUACACAAUUUUGGGCACAAUGAUGAAAUACCGGAUAGAAACUUGUUCCAACAAGAUUCCUACAGACUCCAGCCUAUGAAUCGGUCAAUGGCAACACUCACUUCUACAGAUGAUUCUGUGACACCAGUUGACAUUGCAAGCACUGAUAAACUUCUGACCAUAGAUUCGGAAGUACGCAAUAGUUCUUCAUCUAAAGAAGGCUCUUCAAGAGAAUUAUCCUCUGAGGAAAAGCGGCGUAAAUCACUGUCGACAGCUCGCUUGUCUUUAUUGAACGACCUUGAUGGUCUUACGAGUGAGCUUUCAUCUUUUAUCAACGAAGAAGCUCUGGAACUUGGUCAAUCACCAGAUGACGAUCAGCUUCCCCCGAUCAAAACCAACCAGCGUAUACCACAAGUAAGCACAAAACAUGUGGAUGUAACUUCACAAAAGGCAUCUAUCUACGCUGCUUCUACAUGUACAAGUCCAUCCAAGAACCAUCAUGAAUCGGAUAUGGACUCUCAGUUCCUUGUUGCCAGGCGUGAAGAUAGCAUCUCCACAAGGUCAGCAGUAAGUACAGUCAAGCAUAAUUAA
Messenger RNA from Meyerozyma guilliermondii ATCC 6260, 2064 nucleotides. RefSeq lists its product as uncharacterized. Bases 1 to 2064 code for a protein of 687 amino acids. The record is from RefSeq and is a predicted model, not a curated record. Lineage: Eukaryota; Fungi; Ascomycota; Pichiomycetes; Serinales; Debaryomycetaceae. The transcript has a single exon.